Molecule: messenger RNA, 668 nt
Organism: Closterium sp. NIES-67
Lineage: Eukaryota; Viridiplantae; Streptophyta; Zygnematophyceae; Desmidiales; Closteriaceae
Source: the annotation of a GenBank genome assembly
UUGCAUGGUGGUCUGGUUGGCGGUGGACGAGCUUCUCGCUACAGGAGCGGCCCGGAUCGUUCCUCCAUCGGAGCCACUCACAUGCAUCAGCCCGCUUAACGUAGUCGUCCAACCUUCCAAAAAGAGGCUCAUAUUGGACCUCCGCCACGUGAAUUCAUUUCUUUCCGUCCCCCGUUUUCGCUACGAGGGCUUGAAUCGGGUGCCCGACUCGGUGCAGCAAGACGAUUGGCUAUUCACUAUCGAACUAAAAUCAGGCUACCACCAUGUGGAUAUCCAUCCCUUGUAUUGGCGUUUCCUUGGUUUUACACUCCAAGGGCAGCGCUUCCAGUUUCUCUCAUUGCCUUUUGGUCUAGCUACUGCGCCGUUCGUUUUUACUCAGCUGAUCAAGCAGCUCGCAAAACGUUGGCGCGGACGCGGCAUCCGACUUAUCCCAUACGUCGAUGAAAUUUUGUUCAUCAAUGCUACUCGAGCCGAGGCCCUUUGCCACCGUGCCGUCAUUUUAGCGGAUCUUCAGUCAGCUGGAUUCGCUGUCAACUUCAGGAAGUCGCAGCUCGAACCAACCCAGUGCCUUGAGUUUUUGGGCCUCCUGCUGGACACUCGCACCACAUCUCUGAGUGUCACUCUUGGGGGGCGUCAAUUCUCGUAACACCCAAUUCUCUUGAUGAGUU